Eublepharis macularius is the source of this 2191-nucleotide messenger RNA. RefSeq names its product zinc finger protein 883-like. The record is from RefSeq and is a predicted model, not a curated record. Gene Ontology annotation, cellular component: nucleus. Bases 138 to 2096 code for a protein of 652 amino acids. The transcript has 5 exons. NCBI's taxonomy places the organism in Eukaryota, Metazoa, Chordata, Lepidosauria, Squamata, Eublepharidae. Gene Ontology annotation, biological process: regulation of DNA-templated transcription.
CCUCCAGAGGCAGGUGGCCCCUUUGGCAUUCCCAGGGCAGCCUCUGCUCCGCCCCAGGCGCGACUGGUGGCCAAAGAAAGCCCCCCUCGGCUGUUUCUCCGCUGUCUCCUCAGUGUGGUGAAGGGAAAAGACCAGCCAUGCAGCCAGCUCAGGGCUCGGUGUCCUUCGAAGAGGUGGCUGUGCAUUUCUCCAAGGGGGAGUGGAGCCUGCUGAGCCCAGCGCAGAGAGCCCUGUACAAGGAAGUCAUGCUGGAGAAUUUUGGGCACGUGGCCUCUCUGGGGCCCGAGGUUGCCAAGCCUGACCUCAUUUCCAGGCUGGAAGGAGAAGAAGAGCCGUUUCUCCUGAUGUCUGAUGCAGAAGAGGGAUUGGCAGGAGGCAUGUGGAGGUCACUGAAUGAACCAUCUGAGCAUCCAGUGAUGGAUAAAGGGGACACCUAUUCAGAUCUGAAAGGGGCUAAAUAUUCUGAUACCCUGAGGAAGGAGGAGAGAAAGCAUCCAUCUAAAGGAAGGAGUGAUUCCGGUCUUUUACAAGGUGAAUACGCUCAUGAAAUCCCACUACUUGAAAAAAAGUACAUAGAAGGCAAUAGAAAUGAGGGCAGUGCAAGUGGGAAUUCUUUUUCUGAAAAAUCAAAUAUCAGCAUGGAUUGGAAAAGCCAUAACACAAAGAAAAAAUAUAAAUGCCUGGAGUGUGAGAAAACCUUCAAAAAGAGUGGAAACCUUAAUUCCCAUCAAAGAAUUCACACCGGGGGAAAACCUUAUAAAUGCCUGGAGUGUGGAAAAAGUUUCAGUAAGAGUAGAAAUCUUUAUUCCCAUCAAAGAAUGCACACAGGAGAAAAACCUUAUAAAUGCCAGGACUGCGGGAAAAGCUUCGGUCAGAGAGUACACUUUAAUUCCCAUGAAAGAAUUCACACAGGGGAAAAACCUUAUAAAUGCCUGGAGUGUGGAAAAAGCUUCAGAAGCAGUGGACACCUUAUAUCCCAUCAAAGAAUGCACACAGGGGAAAAACCUUAUAAAUGCCAUGACUGCAGGAAAAGCUUUAGUCACAGUGGUGGCCUUAAUUCCCAUCGAAGAAUGCACACAGGGGAAAAACCUUAUAAAUGCCAGGACUGUGGAAAAACCUUCACUACGAGUGGAAAUCUUCAUACCCAUCAAAGAACGCACACAGGGGAAAAACCUUAUAAAUGCCAGGACUGCGGAAAAAGCUUCAGUCAGAGUGGAAGCCUUAAUUACCAUCGAAGAAUACAUACAGGAGAAAAACCUUAUAAAUGCCUGGAUUGUGGGAAAAGCUUCAGUCACAGUAGGAGCCUUAAUUCCCAUCAAAGAAUACACACGGGGGGAAAACCUUAUAAAUGCCAGGACUGUGGAAAAACCUUCAGUACGAGUGGAAAUCUUCAUACUCAUCAAAGAACGCACACAGGGGAAAAACCUUAUAAAUGCCAGGACUGCGGAAAAAGCUUCAGUCGCCGUGGAGAGCUUAAUUCCCAUCAAAGAAUACACACGGGGGAAAAACCUUAUAAAUGCCAGGUUUGCGGGAAAAGCUUUAGUUGCAGUGGAAAUCUUUAUUCCCAUCAAAGAAUACACACGGGGGAAAAACCUUAUAAAUGCCAGGACUGUGGGAAAACCUUCAGUACAAGUGGACACCUUCAUUCCCAUCGAAGAAUGCACACAGGGGAAAAACCUUAUAAAUGCCAGGACUGUGGAAAAACCUUCAGUCAUAGUGGAGGCCUUCAUUCUCAUCGAAGAAUGCACACAGGGGAAAAACCUUACAAAUGCCAGGACUGUGGAAAAACCUUCAGACACAAUCAUGUCCUUAAUUCUCAUCAAAGACUGCACACAGGUGAAAAACCUUAUAAAUGCCUGGAGUGUGGGAAAAGCUUCAGCCGCAGUGAUAGUCUUAGUUCCCAUCAAAGAAUGCACACAGGGGAAAAACCUUAUAAAUGCCUGGAGUGUGGAAAAACCUUCAGUCACAGUGGAGGCCUUAAUUCCCAUCAAAGAAUACACACAGGGGAAAAACCUUAUAAAUGCUUGGAGUGUGGGAAGAGCUUCAGUCGCAGUGGAGAUCUUAAUUCCCAUCAACAAAUACACACAGGGGAAUAACCUUACAAAUGCCAGGACUGUGGAAAAACCUUCAGUCGCAGUCAUGUCCUUAAUUCUCAUCAAAGAAUGCACACAGGGGAAAACCUUAUAAAUGC